AGUCCCCACAUUCAAGCUGAGAAUCACUAACAAGGUGCCCGUGCUCCCAUCUGGACUGCAUUCCUGCCGACACAAAUUCUUCCCCCUCUUCAUCAGAACCGUGUGCUCAGCGUCGUUCAUAAAAGCUGUCCGCUCAUCAUGUAUUACUCACCCCCCAAUGGAUAUUCCCUCGCGCAACGCCCAGCAGAUGGAUCGAGUCAUCUGGGCGAAGCCGUGGCGCUGUGCCAGUCCAUCUUGGCUCGCUAUCGCCGCACCGGAUGCACCUUCUCUUCGUCAGAGCUAAAGGCGCUGAAGGUCUUGCGCGAUGCAUGCCCUGACGCCGCACACGACGCGGCGGGCGGGACGGCGGCCCAGCAAAACGUCAGCGACGAUUUUUUACGCGACCUCGAUCAGGCGGGCAGUGUCCUUCAGUUUGAUGAGGAGGUGAUGUCGUUCGUUGAGAAGUGCUGUGACUGCACGAUGAGCACGAAGGAGGUCUUUCACUGCCUGAACGGCCACCUUGCAGCUGCCCUUCACGCACGAGAGGUGCACACGUUUGUGGUGAACUCGAAUGACCACCUUCUCUUUGACCCGGUGAACGGCGUCGCGUCGCCUCUGGAUGACUCUACGCCAAUCGGCAAGACCUCUCAGUCCCACGAGACCUUCGUCAUCUCCAACGUGUUGUACAUCCCAAUUUGGGCGAGGACAGAGUUUGUGGGCGCGGUGGAGGUGCCCGGCGGUGCCGCGUCGCAGUGCGCCACGUCGGUCUUCGCGCGCCUGCUGCGCGGCGUCACCGUCGCUCUCAAAAACGUGAAAGCGCUAUUGGUGAAGGAGCUCGCCGCACAGGAGGCGGAGGCGAUGGUGGGCAUGGCGACCCGGCUGGCCCGCGACACGCUGGACGAGGCGGUGCUGGUGCAGUCCAUCAUCAACACGGCGAAGACGCUGACGGAGAGCGACCGGUGCAGCAUCUUUCUGGUGAAGGGCAACGGCACGCUGGAGGCGCACUUCGAGGACGGCAAGGUGGUGGUGAUGGCCGCCGGGACAGGCAUCGCGGGGUACGUUGCGAAGACGGGCAUGGUGGUGAACAUCCCCA
Messenger RNA from Leptomonas pyrrhocoris, 1072 nucleotides. Its product is annotated as putative cAMP specific phosphodiesterase. Lineage: Eukaryota; Euglenozoa; Kinetoplastea; Trypanosomatida; Trypanosomatidae. The transcript has a single exon. The record is from RefSeq and is a predicted model, not a curated record. The annotation marks the transcript as partial.